AACUCAUCAGUGAUAAUGAACUGCACUUAUACGUACCCUACUGGAUAUCAGAUUGAGAGAGUGUUCUGGAUCAAAACAAAAGAUAAAAAGGAAACAGAAGAGCCUCCAGAUCUGUCUGAGGACCCUGAAUACAGUCAGAGGCUUCAGUAUCUGGGAGAUAAACAGCAGAACUGCACCAUCAGACUGAGUCAUGUGACACUGAAGGAUUCACACAAGUACUAUUUCAGAUUCAUCACUAAUAUAACAGAAGGAAGAUGGAUUGGUGAUCCAGGAGUGACUCUUGCUGUCACAGAUCUUCAGGUGGAGUCUCCUGAGAGAGUGACAGAGGGAGAUUCAGUCCGUCUGACAUGUAAAAGCAGCUGCACUCUGACUGACAGAGCAACAUUCAUCUGGUACAGAAACUCACAGCCAUUAACUGAGAGAAGAGACAGAAACAAUGAACUCCUGCUGCAGUCAGUCAGAAGAGAGGAUGCAGGCAGAUAUAGCUGUGCUGUACACGGACACAAUCACAUCUCUCCUGCUGUUCAGCUCAAUGUCACGUACCAUCCAAAGAGCGUCUCAGUGUCCAUCAGUCCAUCUGGUGAAAUAGUGUCAGGAGAUUCAGUGACUCUGAUCUGCAGCAGUGAUUCAAACCCUCCUGCAGAAAUCAGCUGGUUUAAAGGAAGAAGGUUUGUAGGAUCUGGAAGAAUCUUCAGCAUCUCAAAGAUCAGCUCUGAUGACAGUGGAGAAUACAAGUGCAGAUCCAUCAAUGAUCAUGGAGAGAAAUACUCUGAUGCUGUGACUUUAAACGUCAUGUAUCCUCCCAGGAACGUCUCAGUGUUGAUAAACGGAUCUGGUGAAAUAGUGUCAGGAGAUUCAGUGACUCUGAUCUGCAGCAGUGAUUCAAACCCUCCUGCUCUGAACUUCAGCUGGUUUAAAGGAGGAACGUUUGUAGGAUCUGGAAGAAUCUACAGCAUCUCAAAGAUCAGCUCUGAUGACAGUGGAGAAUACAAGUGCAGAUCCAUCAAUGAACAUGGAGAGAAAUACUCUGAUGCUGUGACUUUAAACGUCAUGUAUCCUCCCAGGAACGUCUCAGUGUUGAUAACUGGAUCUGGUGAAAUAGUGUCAGGAGAUUCAGUGACUCUGAUCUGCAGCAGUGAUUCAAACCCUCCUGCUCUGAACUUCAGCUGGUUUAAGGAGAAUGAAAGCUCAGCUGUUGGAUCUGGACAGAGUUUCAGUGCACUACAGAGUGGACGCUUCUACUGUCAGGCUCACAAUCAACAUGGAUCUCAGAGAUCAGACGCUGUAACUGUGACUGAUAAAGGUAGAGCAGCUCAUAUACUUACUUUACUCUUUCUAAAGUGAUGCAAAUUAAUUUAC
Megalobrama amblycephala (Wuchang bream) is the source of this 1359-nucleotide messenger RNA. RefSeq names its product B-cell receptor CD22-like. The record is from RefSeq and is a predicted model, not a curated record. The transcript has 5 exons. The coding region runs from base 16 to 1344 and encodes 442 amino acids. NCBI's taxonomy places the organism in Eukaryota, Metazoa, Chordata, Actinopteri, Cypriniformes, Xenocyprididae.